Messenger RNA from Ilex paraguariensis (yerba mate), 1758 nucleotides. Lineage: Eukaryota; Viridiplantae; Streptophyta; Magnoliopsida; Aquifoliales; Aquifoliaceae. The record is from the annotation of a GenBank genome assembly.
CGUGUAGUAUGCCUCCAAGUCGUUGAAUCUCUCUCUCUCUCUCCCUCUCCUUUUACUUGGGUGGGGGAGAGAGACUUAACUUUUGGGUUGUACAAUAGUUUAACCCUCUCUUAUCUUCCCUUCCACAACUUGCAUCUCCCUGUAAUAGUACAAUAACUCCAUGUAUAAAGAGGAGAAGUCAAGCUAAAGAGGAUUUCAUAGACUUGAUUACAAGUUCUCUUCAUUUUAUGGCAAUUGCAGCAACGAUGAGCCAAGAUGAAAGCAAAGAUGAGCAUGAACACGACGUGGUUAUGCCCGGCUUUCGCUUCCACCCUACCGAGGAAGAACUUGUUGAGUUCUACCUUCGCCGUAAGGUCGAGGGCAAGCGUUUCAAUGUCGAACUCAUCACUUUUCUAGAUCUUUAUCGCUAUGACCCUUGGGAACUUCCUGCCAUGGCAGCAAUUGGAGAGAAGGAAUGGUUCUUUUAUGUGCCUAGAGAUCGAAAGUAUCGUAACGGGGAUAGACCAAAUCGAGUGACCACUUCAGGCUACUGGAAAGCCACCGGCGCUGACCGAAUGAUCCGCACCGAGAAUUCCCAGUCAAUCGGGCUGAAGAAGACCCUUGUUUUCUACACUGGAAAAGCUCCAAAAGGCAUCAGGACUAGCUGGAUCAUGAACGAAUACCGUCUACCACAGCAUGAAACCGAACAGUUACAGAAGGCUGAAAUUUCUCUUUGUCGAGUUUACAAAAGACCGGGAGUAGAAGAUCAUCCAUCACUCCCUCGUUCUCUACCAACAAGGGCAUCCUCAUCAAGAGGGGCACAAUCAGAUCAUAAGAAAAAGUAUGACGCAACCAAUCAUGUCAUUGAGAGAUUCCAAGCUCUUACAGGAUCACAAGCAAAACAAAUCGACGAAAAAAUGAGUGAAACAAGUGGAAGUAGUAGCACUGAUGUUGGGACUGCUCUCGGGCUUUCCAACCAUAACUCUUACAUUGAAUUAGCCCCAAAUCUGAUGAACACCACAGUGGAAACGCCAGCUUCAACUGAUGAGGAUACAAUGUCGUUAUUGGAUCAAUCAAGACAGACUACAGUACCAAAGGGUUACUUUUCCACAAGCAUAUUUAUGGGCUCUUCUUCAAUGCAAUCAAAUGGUGUUGAUGAUCUCCACAGACUUGUAAGCUACCAACAAGAUUCAAUCAAUCAUCAGGAACAGUAUCAUCAUGUUCAUCCUUCCCAGUUCUCUAAUUUGUUGGCACCACCACAGUCACUUGCUCUCAAUAUGAUGCCGGCAGCACAUCAGGCCACCUACUCUGACCAGUACUACCAGUGGGAUUGGAGUUCAAUCUCGGAGACCAGCAAAGACUACGGCAGCCCUUUCAAGUAAUUGAUGAACUGCAUAUAUAUACACAGACCAACUACAAAACUAAUGCUGAUUUAUUGCGUCUCUUCUACUCUUAUAAUGUUAGGCUUUCAUAACUCUAGCCUUGGUAAGUUUAUUAUUGGGGUGGGAGAUUUGAAGCCAGUGGAAUAACUUUGGCUUUCAACUGCUAAAAUUUGUGCUUAAGUCUUUAUAGUCUUCAAGAAAAAAUAGUUGUUCUUAGGAUUUUGUUGCCCCAUCCACACUCUAAUAGAAACAACAGAAUGUGCAAAGGUGUAUGAACGUUUAUUCUGUCUAGCUUCUUAACGGAAGGCGUAGAAUAAUUGACAAGGAACUUUUCUAUCUAGUUAGCAUAGAUACGUGUGGCGGUUGGUUCUGUCCCAUUUUGUUUCUGAACCGGAGG